Messenger RNA from Anopheles coustani, 2475 nucleotides. RefSeq names its product probable chitinase 10. Gene Ontology annotation, molecular function: chitinase activity; chitin binding. Bases 1 to 2475 code for a protein of 824 amino acids. The transcript is spliced from 5 exons. The record is from RefSeq and is a predicted model, not a curated record. Lineage: Eukaryota; Metazoa; Arthropoda; Insecta; Diptera; Culicidae. Gene Ontology annotation, biological process: carbohydrate metabolic process; chitin catabolic process. Gene Ontology annotation, cellular component: extracellular region.
AUGCGGUUGGGUAUCCACUUCGUGACACUUGCUGUGCUGCUUGCUACCGUAGCGAGCCGUAUUGCCGCAGCCCCGCGGUUGGUUUGUUACUACACCAACUGGAGCCAUGGGCGACCGAAGGAGUACUCCUACCAGAUCGAGGACAUUCCCGGUGAGCUCUGUACGCACGUCGCGUACAACUUCGUCGGGGUGAACGAAGACACAUCGGAGCUGGUGUCGAUCAAACCGGACUUUGACGAUGUCCAGGAUGGGUUUGGGCGGUUCCGGGACCUGAAGAAACGAUUCCCGGAUCUGAAGCUGAUCAUGACGGUGGGAGGCUGGACGCACGGUGGCGGACCGUUCAGUAAGAUGUCCGCCUCGAGGCAGAGCCGCCAAGUGUUCGUCGCCAGUGUGGUCGCCUUCAUGGAGCGAUACAACUUGGAUGGGUUCGAGAUCGUUUGGCUGUGGCCCGGGGCACCGGAGCGUGACGGCAGGAAGCAGGAUAAGGAUAAUUUCUACUACCUCGUGGACGACCUGCGGCAUGGGUUCCAGCGAGCCGGCAAACCGUGGGAGGUAUCGGUGCAGGUACCGGUCGAUAGGGCACGGCUGGCCACGGGCUACAGUCAAGAGUCGCUGUGUGAAGUGGCCGACUAUAUUCAUCUCGCCGGGUACGAUCUGCGCGGAUCGUGGGGAGGAGUUGCAGAUGUCCACAGCAUGCUGCGCCGUCGGCCGCAUGAUCUCGACUACUUCUAUACCUUCAACAUCGAGGACGGUGUCGAGUCGUGGGUAAGCCACGGGUGCCGACCGAACCAGAUCGUGCUCGGACUACCCGUGUACGCUCGAACCUACACGCUGCAGAAUCCGGCCGACACCAGUCCCGGUGCGAAAGCGACCGGCGCGGGUGAAACCGGUCCGUACACCAAUGACCCGGGAAUGCUCGGGUACUUCGAGCUGUGCGAGAAGUUCAAGGACGGCAACUGGACGGUGGCGGUAGAUCGGACGGCCGAGUGCCCGUACGCGUACCGUGGCGACCAGUGGGUUGGCUAUGAGGAUGAGCAAUCGCUGGAGGAAAAGUCGAAGUGGGUGACGGAGAAAGGCCUCGCCGGUAUCUACGUGUACACGCUCGAUUUGGACGACUACCGGGGAAAGUGUGGCGCUCCCUAUCCGCUUGUAAGAAGUUUGCACAAAUUUAUCAAAAACUAUCCCAAGUCAGAUGAGGAUUUUGAUUUCGCUAUAUACCACGUGCGGCCACUUAUCAGCGUGGUGCUGCUGGUGCAUCUGACUCUGACUGGGCUGUCUACGGUGCGCGCCGAUGGUGACACGCGGCUCGUAUGCUACUUCACCAACUGGUCACCGGGAAGAUCCGACGAGUAUGCGUUCAACAUCAACGACAUCCCGGUCGAUCUGUGCACGCACGUUUCGUACACCUUCGCCGGCAUCGAUGAGCACACGUUCGAGCUUAAGUCGACCGUACCGAGCUUCGACAUUGUGCAGAAGGGCUACGACAAGUUCUCGAAGUUGAAGAACAAGUAUCCGGACCUCAAGCUGUCGCUGGCCGUCGGUGGUUGGGCGCACGGUGGGGAGCCGUUCCAGAAGAUGGCCUCAUCGCUUGCCUUCCGGGAGAUAUUCAUCGCCAGUGUUAUCGAGUUCAUGCGUCGGUACGACUUUGACGGCGUCGAAAUGGUGUGGCUGUGGCCAGGAAGCCCCGACCGCGGGGGAACCACCAGCGAUAAGGACAACUACCACAGUUUGAUUUCGGAGAUGAAGGAAAGUUUCCGACGGGCCGGUCACGAGUCGUGGGAGGUGUACGUGCAGGUACCCAUCGACCGGUACCGGAUCGAGCUCGGUUACCACCAACGGCAGCUAUGCACAGCGGCGGACUACGUUUACAUCACCGGAUAUGAUCUGCGUGGCUCGUGGAACGGCUUCACCGACGUGCACAGUGCCAUGAACAACCGGCGUUUUGACUCGGGCGCGCUACGAGAUCUUAACGUCAAGGGAGGUUUGCAGAAUUGGAUCAAUAGUGGCUGCCCGGCAAACAAGAUUGUGCUCGGCGUGCCACUAUUCGGGCGAACGUACACCCUCCAGGAUGAGAGCAACCAUGGGCUGGCGGCUCCGAUUACUGGACCGGGCAGUGCUGGGCCAUAUACCAACGAAGGCGGCUACUUGGGGUACUUCGAAAUCUGUUCCGCAAUGAGACAAUCUAGCUGGACGGCCGAGUGGGACGAACGAGGCAUGUGCCCGUACGCGUACAGUGGCAACCAGUGGGUUGGGUACGAGAACCAGACCUCGCUCGAGGAGAAGGCCAGUUACGCCAGGCACAAACAGCUCGGAGGCAUGUACGCAUUUUCGCUGGACCUGGAUGACUAUAGGGGCAAGUGUGGUACACCGUAUCCGUUGCUGAAUGCGCUCAGGGCGGCUUUUAAACCCAAAAACUUGUGUUCUGACGCAAGCAGCGGAUUUACAUUGGACCGCGAACCUUGCGACCUUGAAUGA